Messenger RNA from Trifolium pratense (red clover), 1762 nucleotides. Its product is annotated as UPF0481 protein At3g47200-like. NCBI's taxonomy places the organism in Eukaryota, Viridiplantae, Streptophyta, Magnoliopsida, Fabales, Fabaceae. The coding region runs from base 286 to 1671 and encodes 461 amino acids. The record is from RefSeq and is a predicted model, not a curated record. The transcript has 2 exons.
AAACUACUAAUGUUUAAAUAUCCGGUGCAUGCAUACUGAAUGCAUGUGGGGAGAAGACAAAAAUGGAUGCAAGUUGUUCUUCAAAACAAAAACAUUAGUGGUGUGCCAAAGAGUGUUUGUUUCCAUGGAAAAUACAUAGAAAGUGGGAACAAACUAAGAAUAAAAAUACAAAUUAAUGUCACAGUAGUAAAGAGAGCCUCACAAUCAUUAUGAAAGGAAAGGAAGUUCAAUGAAUUAAUUAGCCUAUACUUUCAAGCACAGGUUGUUCUUUGUGUUGACUUUUCAAUGGCUUCUUCACCAAUUAUGUACACUCCAAUAUUACCUGAUGAAACAGAAGAACUUCAUAUACAACAUAUAAUUAACAUUCCUGAAGUGAUUAAACCAGCACUACAUGAAAUCUGUUGCAUUUACAAGGUUCCUCCCAAUCUCAGAAAGUUGAAUAAUGGAGAAUCCUAUACACCACAAUUAAUCUCAAUUGGUCCAUUUCAUCAUACCAAAGAAGAAUUGAAGCCAAUGCAUACACAAAAACAAAGGUACUUUCAUGAUUUUUGGAAAAGAGUAACAAAUAAAAAUGCUUUGGUAAACUAUAAAAAAUUCCUCAAAGAAAAGAUUGAAAUGGUAAAGAAUUUCUAUUCUGAGUUUGAUGUUAGAAUCAAUGAUGAUCAGUUUGUGGACAUGAUCAUGUUAGAUUCUGUUUUCAUCUUAGAACUGUUUCUAAGAAAGUCAAAGGAAUCUGAUAGGGACAAAGAUUACAUGUUCACAACAUCAUGGAUUUGCAAGACUAUACAAAGAGAUUUGUUACUUCUUGAAAAUCAGCUUCCAAUUUUUCUCUUGGAACAUUUACAUCAAAAAGUUUUCAAGGAUAGUAAUAAUGGUUUCAAUUUUCUUGAACUUGCAUUUAACUACUUUGAAGAUUACAAUCCACAAAGAUCUAACAAAGAUGAAAAUGAAGAGAUGUUAAAGAAUUGUAAACCAUGCCAACACUUCACUGAUUUGAUAAGACGUUUUUACCUUCCAAAAGAAGUUCGUGACGACGAUUUCAAUAACGAAGAUAAAUAUUGUGUCCUUAAGACAGCAACAAAGUUGAAUGAGGCAAGUAUUAGCUUUGUGAAAGUUGAUCAAAGAAGCUUAUUAGAAAUAAAGUUUGUCAAAGUUCAAAUUCUCAAUUGGUUUCUAUGCUUUGGUUGUUCACCAUUUUUGAAAUUUUUUAAAUCAAAGUUAGAAAUUCCUCAAUUCAAAGUAGACCAAACAACAGAAUGUGUUCUUAGGAAUCUUAUUGCAUUGGAACAAUGUCACUAUUCAGAACAACCUUUCAUUUGCAACUAUGUUUUCCUAAUUGAUUCUCUUAUCAAUACACAAGAGGAUGUGGAAAUUUUGGUUGAUAAGGAAAUCAUUGUUCAUGAACUUGGAAGCCAUGUUGAAUUAGCAACUAUGAUAAAUGGUUUGUGCAAGAAUGUUGUGGUAACAUGCAAUUAUUAUGGAAAAACAUCGAAGAGUUUGAAUGAUCAUUACCAUAACCGUUGGAAACGUUAUAUGGGAAUGUUAAGAUCGGUUUAUUUUCGCGAUCCUUGGAGAUUCAGCUCGGUUGUUGUAGGUGUUGUUAUCUUCAUAGUUGCUAUUGUCAAUUUUCUUCGUAUAACUGGUUUAUAUUUUCGCGAUUCAAGACACUAAAUUAUUGUUUUUUAUUUCUGUUGUAAUUUUCAACAUUUUCCUUGUAUUGUUGUUCAGCUAAUAAUCAAGUUGUGUUCUCUUUUUGUCUCAA